GUUACACGUCAUCAACUCGCGACUGCAGUCGAAAACAGCAGCUUUCAGUUAGUUCUUCCUUUGACAAGGGCCCCGUUAGUUCAGGUUGUAAAUAACAUGGGAGAGGUUAGACUGAAAAAGUAAACAGUGCUUUUUAGUAUCGGGGACAUUUUGUCCACCUCUAGUCCGCGUGUAUAAAGUAGGAGCUACAGCUAGUUGGAGAGUUAACCCGCUAACUGUGGCUACACGUGGUACCGUUCGUUUUCAGCUUUUUAUUCGUUUGGUCUUUAGGAAUGUUAUUUUUAGCAGACAAAAGAAACCAGUAGCGAUAGAGAAACAAUAAAAAUGCCGCGAUCUGGUAAGAAAAACGGCAUACCGGACAGAUGGCUGGAUUACACCGCUGUUGGGAGAAGGCUUCCCAGGACACGGUUCAUUGCCUUCAAGGUGCCGCUCAAGCAGUCUUUGAACCACAAGCUUCCAUGUUCGGACGUGUUUGGCCCCUGGGAGCUGCUGGACUCUCUGAAGAAAGAAAAUCAAGAGCUUGGUUUGAUCAUCGACCUCACCUUCACCACACGCUACUACAAACUACAGGAUUUACCAGAGUCACUGCUGUAUGUGAAGAUCUUCACGGCGGGACAUGAGGUUCCUAGCGACGAGACGAUCCUCAGCUUCAAACGUGUUGUGCAUAGGUUUCUACGAAACAACGCAGAUAACGACAAACUGAUCGGAGUCCACUGUACCCACGGCCUGAAUCGCACUGGUUACCUGAUCUGCAGGUACCUGAUAGAUGUCGACGGGAUGGAUCCUAAACAGGCUGUGGAGUUGUUCAACUCGUCACGGGGCCACACUAUAGAGAGACAGAACUACCUUCAAGACCUGCACUGUGGACCAAAGAGGAGCAACAAGGGGAUAGACGAGUGUGCGCGGGUGCCAGAGAGAGGUACCGCCGUGCAUCGGCCGUGUUACUCUUCACUAGCCUCUGAUAGCAGGAAGGAGAGCCGACCACACCUUAGUGAGCCCAGGCUCCGCAGAGCUGUCCCUCCUCAAAGACUGAACCCCUGCUCACAUCUCCGCCCUCCACGUGAGGCCUUCCUCCCUCCACCUCCUUUUUAUUCACCCAUGAGAGUCCCUCUCCCUCUCCACCCGUAUCGAUGGACCCCCCCUCACUGUGACAGUCAGUGGGGUAGAGGAGCCCCCUACCCCGGGGAGGGCGGGUCCAGAUACUCCUCACCAGAUUCACAGUGGAGUCGAGACCCCCGCCUACAGAUGGACAGAAGAAGAGGUCCUCUCCCUCCUGCCCUGCCUCAGUACUCCCCACGCUGGGCCUACUCGUCCAGCAGCUGUGAUGGACCUGAGGAGAGGUGGGCCGGUCCCAGAAUGAAGCAUCACUACAACGCACAGUGACCCAGCCCUGCUAGUCCUGUCUACAUGAGGCGGACCCCAGGACACUGAGCACGGCUUCGCUCUUCCACGUCGGGGUUAACCCUGUCCUUGCAGGCAGCUUGUCCUGAACAGCCGUCUCCAUUAAUCUGCUGAGUAUUGUCUGAAACCAUUAGUAGCUUGUUCUUUAAAAAGGUAGAAGUUAAACUGAGAUAUGUCAUCGCACCGUUACAGAGAGACGAACACCAUCAGUUUACCGUCACAAGUGAAGGUUCAUGUUCGGAACCAGUGAAAUUUGGACUUGUUUGUCUGACUGUUGAAGGUCAACAGGUCAAUUCUAAUCCAGUACAGGUGUGUGUUCUGUGUCGGUGCACAAGAACACGGUAAACAAGCACGGUGCUGCUCCUCUGCGUCUGACUGCAGGGACUGAUGGGUAGCGAGUGUUUCUCCAGUGUUGCUGAUGACUCCUCGUUUUCUAACCAUCGGGUCCAUUUCACCUUUUACUGCGUCCACACAGCUGACCUGAGAGGAGAAGCGUGUUUCUCUGGUGGCUGUUGAUACAGUCAGUACAGUGGAGCCUGGUCUGCACGUGACGUCUCAGCAUGUUACUCUGCUAACAAGGUGACUGUCGUUACGACGUUGAGUAACAGUUCAUCCACAUCACAGAUGGGAACAGUGUAGAUGCCACAUGUUUCACAGGUGAUGUGAUAUUUGACAGUGUUUUCUUUACAGUUAUAUGCUGUGAUUUUAUUUUAUAUAAUGUGACUUUACAUUAAAAUGUAAUAGAAACAUUUCACUACCAAAGUAACAAAAACAACUUCAAGAAUGUAUCUUUUAGUAUUUGUUGGGAUUGUUUCUUUUAUCACACGUCUAUUUUUUAACAAAAGUACGUCCUGGUAGCAACAAAAGAAUAAAUAGAAACUACUUAUGAAGGGUAAUUUCACUGUCACUAGUAGGGAAGUGCACGUUUUAAUGUAACAAAGUUCUUCUAUUGAUCUGACUUUUGUGCAUAUGAUGAAUAAACACUUUGACUUUUGUAACAAAGCAAACAGCUGGAAAAUUGGUUGUGAAUUGAGCGAGUUAUGUUUUAUCAGUGCACCAGGAGGCUUCCCUGUACCAACAUGGCGGCAGCAGCUGCUCAUGUGGAAUCUUAGUUGUGUUAAACAUAUCAAUAAUAAACCAUUGUG
Monopterus albus (swamp eel) is the source of this 2546-nucleotide messenger RNA. RefSeq names its product dual specificity phosphatase 11 (RNA/RNP complex 1-interacting) (gene dusp11). Gene Ontology annotation, molecular function: polynucleotide 5'-phosphatase activity. Gene Ontology annotation, biological process: protein dephosphorylation. Bases 325 to 1383 code for a protein of 352 amino acids. Lineage: Eukaryota; Metazoa; Chordata; Actinopteri; Synbranchiformes; Synbranchidae. The record is from RefSeq and is a predicted model, not a curated record. The transcript has 10 exons.